GGGCGGGGAGGGCGGAGGGGCGGGAGGCGCCGCGCUGCUCCCGGCUCUGCUCGCUCGGGCGUCGGACCGGAGCGGCCCGGGGCGCGGGCGGCCCAGAGGAGCUGGCCUGAACCUCGGGGACUCUGGGGACUUCAGCUCUCCCAGGAGAAUCGAUCCCAGGAGCCGAAGCAAUGGCCUCAAAGCCUGAGAGGAGGGUCGCCUCGUCUGUCUUUAUCACUCUGGCCCCCCCACGUCGAGAUGAGGCUGUAGCUGAGGAAGUGAGGCGGGCAGUUUGUGAGACUCGGCCUGGCCGCCCCUGGGAAUCUCCUGCCCCCACGAAGACACCCGGGGCUGGCUCGGCGGUGAGGCCGGGCCCCUGGACACCCCCCGGCAGAGCCGCAGCGGCAGUGCCAGCUAUACCCCCGCAGCUCUCCAAUGGAGGACGUUCUCUUCCUCCUCCUACCCUGGGUGGCAAAGACGCACUCCCCGACCUGGACCUCCUCCCACCUCCGCCGCCGCCCCCUCCAGCAUACCUGCCUCCUGCUGAUGGGGAGCCCCCUGCCCCAAUGGGCGCCUCCCUCAUUUCGGACUUAGAGCAGCUGCACCUGCCCCCACCUCCGCCCCCACCACAGUCCCUGGCGGAGGGGCCUCCUCUCCAGCCUCGGCCCAAUCAUCUCAGGCCAGCAGAGGACGAGCUGCCGCCUCCCCCUGAAGAGCCUGCUGGCUUCCCCGAGAGAGAGGCAUCAACAGACGUCUGUGCUUUCUGCCACAAGACUGUGUCCCCCCGAGAGCUGGCCGUGGAAGCCAUGAAGAGGCAGUACCACGCCCAGUGCUUCACGUGCCGCACCUGCCGCCGCCAGCUGGCUGGGCAGAGCUUCUACCAGAAGGAUGGGCGGCCCCUCUGCGAGCCCUGCUACCAGGACACCCUGGAGAAGUGUGGCAAGUGUGGCGAGGUGGUCCGGGAGUACAUCAUCAGGGCCCUGGACCGGGCCUUCCACCCCAGCUGCUUCACAUGUGUGACCUGCGCCCGGUGCAUAGGGGACGAGAGCUUUGCCCUGGACAGCCAGAAUGAGGUGUACUGCCUGGAUGACUUUUAUAGGAAAUUCGCCCCUGUGUGCAGCAUCUGUGAGAAUCCCAUCAUCCCCCGGGAUGGGAAGGAUGCCUUCAAAAUCGAGUGCAUGGGAAGAAACUUCCAUGAAAAUUGCUACAGGUGUGAGGACUGCAGGAUCCUCCUGUCUGUGGAGCCCACAGACCAAGGCUGCUACCCGCUGAAUGACCGUCUCUUCUGCAAGCCGUGCCAUGUGAAGCGGAGUGCUGCAGGGUGCUGCUGAGAGCACCCGCCCUGCCUUGGGGCCUGAGCCACCCACUAGCCCCAGUCGGGCGGGGGUGCUUCCCUGACUCGGUUUCCCUUCCUGACCUGCUCUUUCACACUCUCCUUCCAAGCCACAACAGAGACCAGCCUGCAGCUCUGCCCAUCAUGUCUGGGACACAGGGGCUGAGCCACCCCUCCCCCGAGCUAAGAGUUGGGGGGCUGUCACAUAGUACCCCUCAAACUUUCAACUGCUCCUUCUACCCUCUGGGCUCUGGAAGGCUUCCAUACCGUGAGCAUCAUGCCAUAGUUCCCAUCUCCGAGGCUCUGGCCCCUCUUGAGCGCUGGCCUUGACCCCAUUUCUAGGGGUGAGUUGGGGCGAGUCUCCAGAUGGCACCCUGUGUCCUUUGAAGUGACACUGUAGGUGGCCGGUAGGGGGUGCUGAGACCAGCUCUUGCUUGUAGGACUGAGCUGUUGGAG
Messenger RNA from Ceratotherium simum simum (southern white rhinoceros), 1768 nucleotides. The record is from RefSeq and is a predicted model, not a curated record. Lineage: Eukaryota; Metazoa; Chordata; Mammalia; Perissodactyla; Rhinocerotidae.